GCGAAGAGCAAGGUGCGAGGGAGGAGGAGGAGGAUGGGAGCGACUAGGCCGCAGCCUUGAAGGAAAAGGAAAGAAGGAAGGGAAGGAAGAAGGAAGGAAGGAAGAAUGGCCGACCCGGCCCCCGCCCGCAGCCUCGACGACAUCGACCUCUCCGCCCUCAGGGAUCCUGCCGGCAUUUUCGAACUGGUGGAAGUGGUGGGCAAUGGCACCUACGGACAGGUCUACAAGGGCCGUCAUGUCAAGACGGGGCAGUUGGCUGCCAUCAAAGUCAUGGACGUCACAGAGGACGAAGAGGAGGAGAUCAAGCAGGAGAUCAACAUGCUGAAGAAGUACUCCCACCACCGCAACAUCGCCACCUACUACGGGGCGUUUGUGAAGAAGAGCCCGCCCGGGAACGACGACCAGCUCUGGCUGGUGAUGGAGUUCUGUGGCGCCGGCUCCGUGACGGACCUGGUGAAGAACACCAAGGGCAACGCCCUCAAGGAGGACUGCAUCGCCUACAUCUGCAGGGAGAUCCUCAGGGGCCUGGCCCAUCUCCAUGCGCACAAGGUGAUCCACCGGGACAUCAAGGGCCAGAACGUCCUCCUCACGGAGAACGCCGAGGUGAAGCUGGUUGAUUUUGGGGUCAGUGCCCAGCUGGACCGGACUGUGGGUCGGAGGAACACCUUCAUUGGCACCCCGUACUGGAUGGCGCCCGAAGUGAUUGCCUGCGAUGAGAACCCCGACGCCACCUACGACUACAGGAGCGAUAUCUGGUCCCUGGGCAUCACCGCCAUUGAGAUGGCAGAAGGAGCGCCACCACUCUGCGACAUGCAUCCCAUGCGGGCGCUCUUCCUCAUCCCCCGGAACCCCCCGCCCAAGCUGAAGUCCAAGAAAUGGUCCAAGAAGUUCAUCGACUUCAUUGACAACUGCCUGAUCAAGGCCUACACCAGCCGGCCCUCAACGGAGCAGCUCCUCAAGUUCCCCUUCAUCCGGGACCAGCCCACGGAGCGGCAGGUCCGCAUCCAGCUCAAGGACCACAUUGACCGCACCCGGAAGAAGAGGGGGGAGAAAGAUGAGACGGAGUACGAAUACAGCGGCAGCGAGGAGGAGGACGAGGGGCGCGGCGAGGAAGGGGAGCCCAGCUCCAUCAUGAACGUCCCGGGGGAGUCCACGCUGCGGAGGGAGUUCCUGCGCCUGCAGCAGGAGAACAAGAGCAACUCGGAGGCCCUGAAGCAGCAGCAGCAGCAGUUGGCCGCCCAGCACCGCGACUCCGAGGCCCACAUCAAGCACCUCCUGCACCAGCGACAGAGGCGCAUCGAGGAGCAGAAGGAGGAGCGCCGCCGCGUCGAGGAGCAACAGCGCCGGGAGCGAGAGCAGCGGAAGAUGCAGGAGAAGGAGCAGCAGCGGCGCCUGGAGGACAUGCAGGUCAUGCGCCGCGAGGAGGAGCGCCGCCAGGCCGAGAGGGAGCAGGAGUAUAUCAGGCACAAGUUGGAGGAGGAGCAGAGGCAGCUGGAGAUCCUGCAGCAGCAGCUCCUCCAGGAACAAGCCCUCCUUCUGGAGUACAAGCGGAAGCAGCUGGAGGAGCAGCGGCAGUCGGAGCGCCUCCAGCGCCAGCUCCAGCAGGAACACGCCUAUCUCAAGUCCCUGCAGCAGCAGCAGCAGCAACAACAGCAACAACAACAACAACAACAGCUUCACAAGCAGCAGCAGCAGGAGAAGAAGCCCCUUUAUCACUACAACCGCAGCGCCAACCCCGCAGAGAAGCCCACCUGGGCACGAGAGGUGGAGGAGCGGACGCGCAUGAACAAGCAGAACGCGGCCUCCCCGGUGGCCAAGACCAAGCUGGGGGCCUCGGAGAGCGCUGCCCCCCCUUCGUCCCGCGCGGAGUCCGUGUCGCUCAACUCCUCCCCGGCCUCCCAGACCCCUCCCAUGCAGCGCCCCGUUGAGCCCCAGGAGGGGCAGCACAAGAGCCACCUGGCCCACCGCGUCCCGCUCAAGCCCUACGCCGCCCCCGUCCCUCGCUCCCAGUCGCUGCAGGACCAGCCCACCAAGAACAUGGCCGCUUUCCCUGUCCAUGACUCCUCCUCCUCCGCCUCCUCCGCCUCCUCCUCCUCCGCCCCCUCCCCGCCUCGGGCGGCCAUGAUCCGGCAGAACUCCGACCCCACCUCCGAGGGGCCCGCCCCGCAGCCGUCGCGGCCCAGUGCCGAGCAGAGAGGACCCUGGGUCAAAAUGGAGGCCGAGCCCCCGCCCAAGGUUCCCCAGCGCACCUCCUCCAUCGCCACCGCCCUCAACACCAGCGGAGCCGGGGGCGGAAGCAGCGGGGUCGGGAUCCGGCCAGCCCAUGCCGUCCGAGCCAGCAACCCCGACCUACGAAGAAGCGACCCAGGCUGGGAGCGCACCGAUAGCCUGCUGCAGUCUGGGGGGGCCCACUUGCCACAGCCGGGGUCUCUAGAGCGCAACCGGGUCGGAGGCCCCUUGAAGCUGGACAGCUCUCCCAUCCUGCCCCAAGGGAACAAGGCCAAGGCCGCCGAAGACCACCGGUCCCGACCAGGGCGGCCAGCGAGCUAUAAGCGGGCCAUUGGCGAGAACUUUGUGCUGCUGAAGGAGCGCCCGGAGGAGUCGGCCCCAAAGCCCCUCAAGAAGGCCAUGGACUACUCCUCCUCCAGCGAGGAGCUGGACUCCAGCGAGGAGGAAGAGGAGGAGGAGGAGGAGCGCUCCGAGCCCGGGACGGACACGACGGGCACCCGGGACGGUGACACGGACUCCGUGAGCACGAUGGUGGUGCACGACGUGGAGGACCUGGCCGGGAGCAGCGGCGGUGGCGGAGGCAGCGGGGGCUCCGAGAGUUCGUACGGCGAGGGCACCAUGUUGGUGCAGCGGACCCCCGACGAAGAGCGCGGCCUCAUGCACAGCGACAGCAACGGCUACACCAACCUCCCGGACGUGGUCCAGCCCAGCCACUCCCCCACCGAGGCCAAGAGCAGCAGCAACGGCUCCUCCUCGCCCGCCAAGGACGCCGCCACCGACUACCAGUCACGCGGCCUGGUCAAGGCCCCCGGGAAGAGCUCCUUCACCAUGUUUGUGGACCUGGGCAUCUACCAGAGCUCCAUGGGCGGCGGAGACACCAUCCCCAUCACGGCCUUUGACGCAGGGCGGCUGGAGCAGCUGCAGCUGGAGGCCCGGAAGGGCUCCGUGGUCAACGUCAACCCCACCAACACCAGGCCGCACAGCGAUACGCCCGAGAUCCGCAAGUACAAGAAGCGCUUCAACUCAGAGAUCCUGUGCGCCGCGCUUUGGGGGGUCAACCUGCUGGUGGGGACGGAGAACGGCCUGAUGCUGCUGGACCGCAGUGGUCAGGGCAAGGUGUACAGCCUCAUCAACCGCCGGCGCUUCCAGCAGAUGGACGUCCUGGAGGGGCUCAACCUGCUGACCACCAUCUCCGGGAAGAGGAACAAGCUCCGCGUGUACUACCUCUCCUGGCUGCGCAACAAGAUCCUGCACAACGACCCCGAAGUGGAGAAGAAGCAGGGCUGGACCACGGUGGGAGACAUGGAGGGCUGCGUUCACUACCGUGUAGUGAAAUACGAGCGGAUCAAGUUCCUGGUCAUUGCGCUCAAGAACUCGGUGGAGGUGUACGCCUGGGCCCCGAAGCCCUACCACAAGUUCAUGGCCUUCAAGUCCUUUGCCGACCUUCCUCACCGGCCGCUGCUGGUGGAGCUGACCGUGGAGGAGGGCCAGCGGCUGAAGGUCAUCUACGGCUCCUGCGCCGGCUUCCACGCCAUCGACGUGGACUCAGGAAACAACUACGACAUCUACAUCCCAGUGCAUAUCCAGUCCCAGAUCACGCCGCACGCCAUCAUCUUCCUGCCCAACACGGACGGGAUGGAGGUGCUGCUGUGCUACGAGGACGAGGGCGUCUACGUCAACACCUACGGGCGCAUCAUCAAGGACGUGGUCCUGCAGUGGGGGGAGAUGCCCACCUCCGUCGCCUACAUCUGCUCCAACCAGAUCAUGGGCUGGGGAGAGAAAGCCAUUGAGAUCCGCUCAGUGGAGACGGGGCACCUGGACGGGGUCUUCAUGCACAAGCGGGCCCAGCGCCUCAAGUUCCUCUGCGAGCGCAACGACAAGGUCUUCUUUGCCUCGGUGCGUUCCGGGGGCAGCAGCCAGGUGUACUUCAUGACCCUGAACAGGAACUGCAUCAUGAACUGGUGAAGGGGGCGGGGCCUCGUGCAGCCCCUCCCCUCCCUCCCUGCCCCCUCCUCAAGGGAGGAGGAAGAAUUGGGGGGGGGGGGGCGGUGUCCCCUGCCUCUCUUUCCCUCGUCUGCCGUUUUGGGAAGAAGACACGGACCCCCCCCCCCCCCCAUGUGCCCGGCCUGCCUUGCUCUUCUUUCUUUGACCCCAAUUCAGGGCAUAUUUGGGGGGGGGGGGGACCCACGUGGGGAUGCAGAUGAUCCCUUGAUUGACAUUUUGGGGGGGGUGGGGGUGCUCUGAGGUCACAACCUUUCUCCCCCCCCCCCCCCCCAUCAUGAUCAUCAUCCCAGAAUGCCUCAGCAGGAGGAUCAAAGCCAAAUCAUGUAAAUAGAAAGGCAAAAUGACCUUUGUAUGACCCCCCCCCCCCCAAAAAAAAAAACAUCCUUCGAAUCCUGUAUCUCCUUGGCAGUAAGGGUCAUUGGGGAGGGGGCUGCCAUGGCGCUGCCUUCGGGGGAGGAUGGGAAGCCCCUCCCCUUUGAGGAGACCCCCCCUUCUUCCUCCUUGCCCCCCAAUUUUUAGCACAAUUCCCCCCAAUGGCACACCACGCUCAUCACGCAGCAAAGGCCCAGGCACAAAGCGUGGCUGGUGAUGAGUGCCCCCUACGCCCCCCCCCACAACACCCCUCCCCCGCUCCGUGGGCUUUGCAAACGCUCCGCCCCUCCCGUGCCCCCUCCCCAUGAGCAUGUGAUGCGCCCCCCCCUUUGCUCCCCCCGUCCCCCUCCCCAUUACGGCUCAUGGGGCGACGAUGUCUGUGGAUGUAUAUCAGAAUCAUUCUCCGCGCCCCCCCCCAAAAAACCCGUGCGCGGAGUUGUGUAUAUUUUGCUUUAUUGAUCAUUCUUUUUUGUAAUGGCCGUUUGGGAGUCAUUAACUAACAAAGCACUUUAAUGGCCCGGAGGGAGGGGGAGGGGGGGAGGGAGGGGGUGCAGGGGGGGGAGGGGAGCCAUCAGCACUUAAGCCUUGACCCCCGUCUGUGUCCGCGUCCCCCCCACAAGGGUCGGCGGGUGCAGCCGUGUUGGGGGGCACCCACCCCAUUGACCCCCACGAAGGGGGGCAGCCACGUGUCCCACCAUCUGCCCCGCCUUCUGUGGGGACCCCUCCCCUUCCACUGGGCGACUCGGUUUCUCGUGUCUUUUCUGCUUGCGUUUGUACAUAACUCUCUCUCUCUCUCUCUCUUUGCCCCCCGCCCCAAAAAGAAGGGAGCUGCCCCUCCAAACAAGGAACAUUCGCGGUGGCCUUGGCAUUUCAUCUGUUAAUAAAAAGAACCAAACCUCUCGCUUC
Anolis carolinensis (green anole) is the source of this 5511-nucleotide messenger RNA. It is a transcript of the gene mink1, whose product is annotated as misshapen like kinase 1. Bases 106 to 4194 code for a protein of 1362 amino acids. The transcript is spliced from 33 exons. Lineage: Eukaryota; Metazoa; Chordata; Lepidosauria; Squamata; Anolidae. The record is from RefSeq and is a predicted model, not a curated record. Gene Ontology annotation, biological process: protein phosphorylation. Gene Ontology annotation, molecular function: ATP binding; protein kinase activity.